AUGUCUGCGGAUUUUCAACCUUAUCGUCUUGACACUGAAUAUCCAGAAGAAAUAGAGCAGCUUGUCGAACUACAAAGACGUCAUACAGAAACACGCAAAGCUCAUAUUGAAAAUAUUAUAGUCGAUGAGGAUGACGACAGCUUUUCAGUUCAUGAGAAACACCCUCGAUUGAAUGCACCACCAGUGCCUGAUUUCCGUUAUGAGCAACAGGUAGAAAAGACAAUCAAGAAUCUAAGGGACAAGGGUACUUCUCCAAUUGGCAUAUUUUGGACUAUUGUAAUUCAAGAUCAGAUCAUUCUUCCGUUUGUCAGUGGAUUCGCUUGGUGUAUCUGUUCUAAUGCCUGGAAAUGGUAUCGAACAAGAGGCGUCGUCAAUAAACAAACUCCUAAAAGAACCAUGGGAUUCUUCCGUGGCCUUCAGCACGGUAUUACAGAAUGGACAAAGUAA
This is a messenger RNA of Rhizopus microsporus ATCC 52813, 447 nucleotides long. RefSeq lists its product as uncharacterized. The record is from RefSeq and is a predicted model, not a curated record. Lineage: Eukaryota; Fungi; Mucoromycota; Mucoromycetes; Mucorales; Rhizopodaceae. The coding region runs from base 1 to 447 and encodes 148 amino acids. The transcript has a single exon.